UCUGCUGUGACUGAGCAUCACUUGCAGCCAGAAUUUAAAAAAAUAAAUAAAUAAAUGCUCUCCUCCGCCCUGUCGCCAGUGCUGUGCGCAUUCUUCCUGACGAGCCCCGCGUUAUUAUUGCCGCGUUGCCACAGCAUGUUGCUGCUGCUGCUGCUGCUGCUUUGCUCCAUGCUCUCUCACACACACACACUCACGCACCACCAAACUCUCGCGGACGCCUUUAAUUAGACAGCAGACCACGCACAGCGCCGCCGCCGCCGCCGCGCACCAGCACCUGUUCCCACCUUCACACACAACAAGAUGCAGGCGGUGGGCGGUAGCCAGCGAGGGUCUCAGCGUGGCUUCAGCGUCCUGGAUCGUCUGCUGCUCACUCAUCCUGUGUGGCUGCAGCUGUCGCUCAACCACGACUCGGCGCUCUACAUCCUGCUCCGAGAGCCUGUCGGGACGUUUCUGGUGCGUAAAUGCAGCGCCAGCCAGAGGAAGGUGCUGUGUUUGAGAGUGACGGUGGACAGAAGUGCCUCCUCUGUUAGGGAGUUCUUCAUCUGUGAGGAAGACUCCACUUUCGCCUUGGAGACUUCAGCACUCACUUUCCCUGACUUGUGUCGACUGGUGGCCUUCUACUGCAUCAGCAGAGAUGUGUUGCCUUUUCCACUGGAGCUACCAGAGGCUAUUGUUAAAGCCACAACUCACAGGCAGCUGGAGGCCAUUUCACACAUGGGACAAGACUUCUGGAGCUCCCCAAGUUCUUCAGACCUCCAAAACGGACCGUUGGACCCUUUCGCAUCAAGCAGCAGCAGCAGCCAGGCCCAGACAGUGGUGACGCAGGACCGGUGUAAGCCGCCGAACCGAGGCAGACAAGGCAAAAUCUGUUUCAUCAACCCGCUCUUCCUGCAGCUAGAGGUUUGCAAGCAGCCACAACUCACAAACCACAGUGCCUCCAACAAACGGCACCGCUUCAAGCGCAGCAUGCGGCUCCGGCUCUCCGAGACCUCCAUGAAUCUGUCCCUCGAGGGCGUCGGCUCCUUCUCGCCGCCGCCGUCGGUGGAGCAGUCCGACGGCUCAGAGAGGCUGCAGAAGGCCGGCACUAACCCACAGAGGAGAGUUCACGCCGGGGCCGGAGUGCUGAGGAGGACCCCCGCUGUAUCGCCAGGGUCUGCAGAGGAAGAGGACAUGAUGUCCGUCUAUGUGCCUGAAACAUCUGCCAAGGUGGAAGAUCCUGCAAAGCCACCGUCGUCAGCCCGAGCAGAGGAUUCCGGCAUCGAGGUGGCGGUUCUGGCUCACGAGCGUCGUCCCGCUCCGUCCCUGGCCGAGCUGGACAGCAGCAGCUCCUUCAGCAGCAUGGACGAGGACAAUGGCUCGGAUUCAGAUCCAGAAAGCAUGGUCCAAACCCAAAUGUACGCCGACCAGCGCCCCCCGCUGGUGCGCUCCAGAGGCCGCGGCGGGAUGCACCGCAUGAGCGAGGCUUUUGUGUGUUUCUUUGCUCCGGACAAGCGGCUGACGCGACUGGUGGAGGAGCUGUCCAGAGACAGGCGCUCCAUCUUUGGCGGCAUGGUUCAGGACUUCCUGCUGGCGCAGAGGGAGGUGCUCAAAUCCCUGUCUUCAUCUUCAUCCUCCUCUUCCUCCUCCUCUGGGGUGACUUCCAUUCAGCUUCUGCAGGAUCUGCGGCUCUUUCUGUCCCAGGCGAAGUGCUGCCUGCUGGACAGCGGAGAACUGGAACCUCCCAUUGAGACUCUGGUGCCAGAGAACGAGAAAGACCUUGCACUGGAGCGAGCCAUGUUCUCCUGUGUGCUCCGACCUCUCAAGGCCCACCUCGAAAAAGCCCUGGUGGCGUCGCACAGUGAGGACGGCUCCAGCCAGCGCCUCACCCAGAACCUGCUCCGUCUGAAAGGGGACGCCGCCAUGGAGCGCCUGGGCGUGCGGACGGGCGUCCCGGACAGCCGCGGUGUGGAGCGCGUGAGGCAGAAGCUGGUGCUGAUGCAGAGGACGCACUCGCCCAUCGACAAAGUCCUGCUGCUGCUGCAAGUGUGCAAGUGCGUGCACAAGGCCAUGGGCUCCGUACACGGACAGGAAGUGAGCUGGGACGACUUCCUGCCAUCGUUGUCCUACGUGAUCGUGGAGUGUAACAGGCCUCACAUCCUGAUCGAGGUGGAGUACAUGAUGGAGCUGCUGGAGCCGUCCUGGCUCGGAGGAGAAGGCGGUUACUACCUGACCAGUGUGUAUGCCAGCCUGUGUCUGAUCCAGAGCCUGGACAGGGAGACUCCGCUGUCCGGCUGCCUGACGCCGGACGCCCAGGAGGCGCUGAAGGAGUGGAGCUGCAGACGGAGCCGGGAAGCCCAGAAACAAAAGGAGAGCCAGCAGAGUCAGAGGUGCGUUCGGAUACUGUUCCAGGACGGGGAGCGCAGCGCUGUGCGGACGUUGCAGUGGAGAGCCGGGGAGAGCAGCCAGGCUCUGGCGCAGCUGUGCGCCUCCACCUUCGGCGUGUCCGACCCGCAGCAAUACACUCUGUACUGGCGCAGCGGCGGCGAGAUGAGGGCGCUGCCCGCGCAGGCCCAGCCCCAGGACCUGGCGGGCCACAGCGAGGGAGGCCCCUCGCUGUCCUACCUGAGGACCGACCACGACUUCAGCAAGAUGCGGCGGCUCACCAGAGGUGGCGCUGUGGACCUGAGCGAGUCAGUGUGUGAGGAGUGAGUGGGAGGGACGGGAGAACGGAGGGAGGAGGAGGAGGAGGAGGAGGAGGAGGAGGAAGAUGGUGGCUCUCGCUUUCGCUCUCUUUCUCUCUCUCUUGUUCUGUCUCUUUCCCUCCGGCAGUGUCGUGUCUCAUCGUGGGUCAGGACUUGUUGUGAAAGAAAAAAAACAAAAAAAACUGCAGCUACUCUCCAGACUCGGAGCAGACCUUUAACGGUAAACUCUUUUCCCUGAUCGGACCAGAGCGGGAGCAGGACCAACCCCAAGUGGCGACCGGUCGCGAUGUCAUCCAAUAAAAUCCCAAUUCCCCCCGUUCUGAAAGCCGCCAGAUUCACGAUUCGUCCCGCGCCACUGGACGUCCACAGACGUCGCCCUGCGACUAGGCUCCUAUUGGACGACAGCAGCUGUCAAUCACACUGGUGUACACUCAUAUGUGCUGUCCUCUAACUGGGAACAUCAUUUACAAAAGUGACGUCCUGCUCCAAAAACAUGCAAUAUGUGGAGUAGGUGAAUUGGACACUCUAAAUUGACCGUAGGUGUGAGUGAGUGUGAGAGUGGACGGUUGUUUGUCUCUGUGUGUGUCCCUAUGAUGGACUGGCGAUCUGUCCAGGGUGUGACCCCGCCUUUUGCCCUUUGUCAGCUGGGAUUGGCACCAGCGACCCCCCCCCAUCACUGAUGCUAGCCUACAAAGUGCUCCAUGGGUCUGCUCCCACCUACUAAAAUGUUAUUCGUCGACUGGCGGUGCCAAAACCCCAGACUCUUCUCGUGCAUCGUUCCACGCCGGUGGAAUGACCCACCGAGCGCUACCAGAAAAUGGGGCGUCCCUGUCUGACUUCAAGAAGACAGACAUCUUCUGUCCUAGCUCUUGCCUUACCUUCUCCUACUGCACUUGAAUCCACUUCUGCACUCUCACCCUCCACCAGUCCACUGUUCCUAUCUUCUUUGUAGCUUAUUCAUCUUGUAGGUCGCUUUGCUAAACGCUUAAAUAGAAAACUCACAACAGAAUAUGUAAGUAGUUAGAGGAGAAUAGAAAGAGAGAGAUAAUAAAGGUAAAGUGCAGAAGUAUACAGUAUCUGAACGCCUCCAAACGCCUCAUGACGGUCCAUAAAAGGCCUUUGAUAAUGGUGUUACUUCAAGAGCACAACGUUUGCUCAGGUGGUUCUUGGUAUAAAAAGUCUGAGAACCUCUGGUCUGUGGGUUUUACAAAAAGAAAACAUUUGACAAAAGGACAUUUGUGGGUAGAUUGAUUCAGAAAGUGUAGUCCAUUUGGCCACUUAAGUGAAAUUCAAGGAGGGUUUCAGUUUCAAACUGCUGAGUCACUUCAAUUUCAGUAUCUGUGUAUUUGACUCGGAAAGAGAAAUUAUAGGCAAAAAAAAAAAAUCUCCAAAUUAUCGCGAUAUUUGACUGUAUGAAUUUUUCUCCCCCUCACCGCUAAUACUCUUCUCAGUUGUCCUUAGGCGCCAAACUGGAAGACGAUGUCCACGUCUCAGAAAUGGAAUGGAAAUUAGCAGUUAGCCACAGGGGGCGACUCUGUCUGUUUGAAUGGAAGCAAGUAGAUAGUUUCAGUUCAAUCAGAGCGCGACGGCAACUUUGUAAAUUACGUUUCCAUUUGUCGAAACGUCCACGACAAACCAUGAGUGUGAUUGACAGCUGGAAUCGUCCAAUGGGAGCCCGUGUGAUCCACCCCCACCGGCUUCGUGCAAAUCGAAAAUCCCAAAGGCUUCAGAGUGGGAUGUCUUAGUUUUGCAUCCGGAAGUGUCCGUCCACUUUUAUAUAUACGAGCAUAUAUGGACCACCGUCACAGGGACUGUUGCCAAAAAGUCGUACUAUGUACCACUCGGUGUGGCUGCCGUGCGUUGAAAAGGAGUGUGGAGUGUGCUUCUUAUUUGUGACAUGGAAAAUGUGUAAUACUAAGUGGAUUUGGUUGUUGUUUGAAAAGCCUGGACAUAUACCAUGAAGGGAUUACAUCAUCCAAACGUGAGGAGGCUCAAAUCCAAAGACAAAUUCCGUGAGACCAACGUUGCCUGGAAACACAGUCGCAGGCAGUUUUGUCCAGCGCGGUGAUGUAACCCUUUCACCGUAUAGUCCCGGGCUCCGUGUAAAAGACACUUGGAUGUUUAAUUACUUCAUUUUGAAUGUGUAAAAGUCUGCAGAUUCUCGGAUGGAACCAGCUGUGACGGGGUUUGGUGGGGGGGGGGGCCCAAACCUCAAUACCAAAGGGACAAAAACGGGAAAAACAAAGAGUGGCCAUUUUGUGGUCUUCAUCACGUUUACAGUGUGGAGCUUGAAGGAAGCUUGAAAAAUAUUUUUAGAAAAACGCCCACUGAGGCGAUUUUUUUAUUUUUACUUUUCUGGAGAAGGACCACGCUCUCCUCCUUUGCUCGCAUGUACUAUGAAGCGUAUUCGGCUGGUUGAGUAGGAGUAGUAGAAAAAACAUUAAAUAACUAUCAGCUCUGUUUUUAAACCAUGUGAGAAACUCACAUUUAAGGGAUUGUUAAGGUUUUAUGAAGCCAGGUUGUUGGACAUGCUGACACAUUUUUGGAUUUUUGCCGUGAUUGACUUGAGAUAAAAUCUACUCUUGCUUAUGUCUACAAUACAUUUCUGAAUAUGGUCACUGCUUUUUUUCUCAAUGUUUAACAGCUUUUUAUGUCCGGAAACUGCAGUUUCUACACGGCUCAAUCUCUCAUACCAAAGCCCAUAAAGCCCACGGCACACAGGAGUUCUUAAUCCACUUCUGUCUCCGUACGUUAGUUCCGAUGCAUUAUUAUUAAUAUAUUAUUCAACGCAAACUGACCAAAUGAGGCAGCAGUGGACCAGGAGUUCCUGUGACCAUGUGAGCUAAAAACGCUCAUUUUAUGUAUGGGAUUUGGUGCGGGAGAGGAAGGAUUGUUUGGAAACUGAAGCUUGUUAGCCGCUCACUACAGAUAUAGAUAUCUACAGAUAUCACAGACGUGAGCAGGUGACGUCAGUAUUACACCUUAAAUACAAAGAGACGGCCUGCAUCACUUUUGACUGGAUGACUUGCGAAUGUAUAAAAGAAACCCUUUCUUUCCAGAGUCCAAGAAAACCCUCUGACGUCGCGUUUCAGCUCUUCUGCUCUUUCUCUUAGCUGUACUGUACAAAACCACACAACCCGGACUCACUGAAAGGACAGUCUGACAACAAACCCCCCCCCCCCCCCAUCCCGGAACUUAACGGUGACCGCUCGAAUGUAAAUGUCAUGGUCACCAGCUCCCGGUGGCUCCUGCUGCAAACCAUCACAACCCCCAGCCGACUGUUCAACCCGGUGUCACUAUCAGUUAUCAAAUUGUGUAUUUAAAAAACAAACAAACAACUUUUACUUGUUCAAUUUGUUGGUUAGAUAUCAAACCCCUAAGUAUGGAUUUUUCUUUCCCCGACAUAUCCGGAGUUUUUAAGUGAGGCUUCGCUCGGAGCAGUGCGACGUGUGUUUUUUGAACAUUAUUGCAUGCUUUUUUUCUUUCUUUCUUUCUUUCGUUUCUAACGUGAACGGUUUCUUCCCGCGAAUGUGGUGUACGUGUGCGUGACGCAUGUGUUCACUGUGAGAGCUCAAAAAAGUUUCUUUUCUGUGUACGGAAAAAAAAACAACCCACAUUACUGUAUUUUGUCAGGUAACUCAGUAUCGCAAUAAAUAAAUAAAUGAAUGAAUACAUUACAA
This is a messenger RNA of Solea solea (common sole), 6361 nucleotides long. It is a transcript of the gene rin1b, whose product is annotated as Ras and Rab interactor 1b. Lineage: Eukaryota; Metazoa; Chordata; Actinopteri; Pleuronectiformes; Soleidae. Gene Ontology annotation, biological process: vesicle-mediated transport. Gene Ontology annotation, molecular function: guanyl-nucleotide exchange factor activity; small GTPase binding. The transcript has 12 exons. Gene Ontology annotation, cellular component: endocytic vesicle; cytosol. The coding region runs from base 301 to 2688 and encodes 795 amino acids. The record is from RefSeq and is a predicted model, not a curated record.